Oncorhynchus nerka (sockeye salmon) is the source of this 6223-nucleotide messenger RNA. It is a transcript of the gene pdlim7, whose product is annotated as PDZ and LIM domain 7. The record is from RefSeq and is a predicted model, not a curated record. Gene Ontology annotation, molecular function: muscle alpha-actinin binding; actin binding. Gene Ontology annotation, cellular component: adherens junction; stress fiber; filamentous actin. Gene Ontology annotation, biological process: heart development; muscle structure development; actin cytoskeleton organization. Lineage: Eukaryota; Metazoa; Chordata; Actinopteri; Salmoniformes; Salmonidae. The transcript has 15 exons. The coding region runs from base 1 to 1680 and encodes 559 amino acids.
AUGAGUGUCCACGACUGGGAGCGAACACACAACCUUCUGAUCCACAACCUGUCAGAGUCAUGGGAUUACCCAGAGUCAUGGGAUUACCCAGAGUCAUGGGAUUACCCAGAGUCAUGGGAUUACCCAAAACUUCUUUAUGUGAGCGCCCCUGUUGAGAACAACAAUCCACCCCCCCCCCUCUCUCUCCCUCUACAGCUGACCCCCGGGGGUAAGGCCGCCCAGGCCGGUGUGGGCGUGGGAGAUUGGGUGGUGUCCAUCGGAGAGACCAACGCAGAAGACAUGACCCAUGUGGAGGCACAGAACAAGAUCAGAGCAGCAGAGGAGUCUCUCACCCUCACCCUCAGCAAAGCUUUCCAUGCGGGUGGCGAUCAGAAGGAUUUGCUCGCCCCCGCCUCCGUUCAGCCCAAAUACUCCUUUGCCCCCAGCACCGCUAUCAACAAGAUGGCGCGGCCAUUCACGCCAGGCGGCGGCAACACGGUCAUUAAACCAGUGGCGUACGCCCCUAAAGUUAACACCCCGGCCCCCGUCAGCAUGCUACAGCCACACAACGGAGAGGAUCAGCCUUUGUAUGACCACCAGAAUUACCAACACGAGAAGCACGGUCUGCGGGUGGAUGGCAUCCCCAUGUUCAUCCCCAACGACCGCAGCAAGAAGAGGCUGAUCGAGGACACUCAGGAUUGGCAGCCCCGCACAGGCACUACCCAGUCCCGCUCCUUCCGCAUGCUGGCCCAGCUCACAGGCACCGACUACAUGCAGGACCCAGACGAUGAGACAAUGAAGAGGGCCAGGGAAAAGUUCCUUACAGAGAUUCAGAGCCCCCGUUACGCCCGUCUGAGGGACUGGCACCACGAGAGGUCCGCACGCGCCCUCAACAUCAAGUCCUGCAUCAAGGCCUCCCGGUCACCUGCUAAGGCCCAGACCCAGGCAGCCGACAAACCUGACGUCCCUAAGUCUCCAGUCAACUCUGGUCCAAAGGUGCGCCCUCCGUGGGUGACUGACCCAGGUUUCGCUGACCGUUACGCCCCAGACAAGACCAGUACGGUUCUGACCCAGCACAGGCAGCCGGCCCAGCCAACGCCCAUGCAGAACCGCUCCUCUAUCCUACAGGCGGCUCAGCAGGCACCCGAGGACAGCGGAAGGACCCCUCUCUGUGGAGCCUGCAAAAAGAUCAUUAGGGGCCGGUACCUGGUGGCUCUGGGUCAGUCCUGGCACCCAGAAGAGUUCCAGUGUUCCCAGUGUAAGGUGAUGUUGGAUGAGGGGGGAUUCUUCGAGGAGAAAGGCUCAGUCUUCUGCACCAAGUGUUACGAUAACCGCUACGCUCCCAACUGUGCUAAAUGCAAGAAGAUUAUCGUAGGGGAGAUCAUGCAUGCUCUGAAGAUGACCUACCAUGUCCAGUGUUUCAUGUGUGCUGCGUGUAAGAGCCCCAUCAGAAACCAGGCCUUCUAUAUGGAGGAGGGAGAACCUUACUGUGAGAGAGAUUAUGAGAAGAUGUUUGGUACUAAAUGUCAUGGCUGUGACUUUAAGAUCGAUGCUGGGGACCGCUUCCUAGAGGCCUUGGGAUACAGUUGGCACGACACCUGCUUUGUCUGCGCUUUCUGCCAGAUCAACCUGGAAGGAAAGACGUUCUACUCUAAGAAGGAUAAGCCACUGUGUAAAGGCCAUGCCUUUGCUCCCGUCUGAGAGGGAGGGAGGGAGGGAGGGGGGAGAGGUGGUUCAGAGGGGACAGGAACCAUUCUCUGAACCCUGAAGACCUCCGCAUCGCACAGCUCCAGUCACUCUCCACUCCACUGCAAACCAGACAGCUUUUCAGAUCCUCGCUAUCGCUCAGCUAAAGAUGUGUUCACAUAUACUUCUAUCCCUGGACUUUUCAAAUGCAUCCUGUGCUGGCUCCCUCCCAUUGGCUCCCUCCCAUUGGCUCCCUCUGCUGUCAGUCAUACUUCAUGGUCUCUUAGUCUAAGAUCUGAAGGAAUUUGAUGUCAACCUUUUUCCAACUAACUGCCUAGUUUCUCUACUGUUGUUCGUCAUAGCAGGUUACUCUAGUAUCAUGUUGUAAUGUUAUUACAAACAGAGUCAUUUCAAGCCUUAGCUCAAUUCUGUAUGUCUCAUGUAUUACCAGUGAACCACUGAAUAUAUGUAUAUGUGUGUGUGUGUGUCAUUCUCCCUCUGUGAUUGUGAUGCUAACAUUUACAUUUACAUUUACAUUUAAAAUGCUAACCACUGGUUUAAAAUGCUAACCACUGGUUUAAAAUGCUAACCACUGGUGUUGACAAGUCAUUCUUUACUGCUGCAAUGUGUCUAGUCAGUUCAACUGUUUGGGCAGCGGCUGUUAGUUUGGUAAAAUGUCACACUUAGCUCCAUUUCACUUUAACUGUCUUUUAAAGUGUCUUCAAAGUUGAAACAACCAUUUUAGUGUGUCAUUUUCUAAGAUGUUACAUUUAACUAUCGCUCCACUACCGACUUCAUUUAAAGUCCAAUCUUAGUCUCUGGUUCGUUUGAUGCCCCUCUAUACUCCAGUACUUAAGGUAAUAUAAGGGGCAACCUUACUGCAGUACUUAAGGUAAUAUAAGGGGCAACCUUACUCCAGUACUUAAGGUAAUAUAAGGGGCAACCUUACUCCAGUACUUAAGGUAAUAUAAUGGGCAACCUUACUGCAGUACUUAAGGUAAUAUAAGGGGCAACCUUACUCCAGUACUUAAGGUAAUAUAAGGGGCAACCUUACUCCAGUACUUAAGGUAAUAUAAUGGGCAACCUUACUGCAGUACUUAAAGUAAUAUAAGGGGCAACCUUACUCCAGUACUUAAGGUAAUAUAAUGGGCAACCUUACUGCAGUACUUAAGGUAAUAUAAUGGGCAACCUUACUGCAGUACUUAAGGUAAUAUAAGGGGCAACCUUACUGCAGUACUGAUGGUAAUGGGCAACCUUACUCUAGUACUGAUGGUAAUGGGCAACAUUACUGCAGUACUGAUGGUAAUGGGCAACCUUACUCUAGUACUGUUGGUAAUGGGCAACAUUACUGCAGUACUGUUGGUAAUGGGCAACAUUACUGCUGUAAGGUUGCCCAUUACCAACAGUACUGCAGUAAGGUUGCCCAUUACCAACAGUACAGCAGUAAGGUUGCCCAUUACCAUCAGUAUAGCAGUAAGGUUGCCCAUUACCAUCAGUACUAGAGUAAGGUUGUCCAUUACCAACAGUACUGCAGUAAGGUUGCCCAUUACUAACAGUACAGCAGUAAGGUUGCCCAUUACCAACAGUACAGCAGUAAGGUUGCCCAUUACCAUCAGUACUAGAGUAAGGUUGUCCAUUACCAACAGUACUGCAGUAAGGUUGCCCAUUACCAUCAGUACUAGAGUAAGGUUGCCCAUUACCAUCAGUACAGCAGUAAGGUUGCCCAUUACCAACAGUACUAGAGUAAGGUUGCCCAUUACCAUCAGUAUAGCAGUAAGGUUGCCCAUUACCAUCAGUACAGCAGUAAGGUUGCCCAUUACCAUCAGUACUAGAGUAAGGUUGUCCAUUACCAACAGUACUGCAGUAAGGUUGCCCAUUACCAACAGUACAGCAGUAAGGUUGCCCAUUACCAACAGUACAGCAGUAAGGUUGCCCAUUACCAACAGUACUGCAGUAAGGUUGCCCAUUACCAACAGUACAGCAGUAAGGUUGCCCAUUACCAACAGUAUAGCAGUAAGGUUGCCCAUUACCAACAGUACAGCAGUAAGGUUGCCCAUUACCAACAGUACAGCAGUAAGGUUGCCCAUUACCAACAGUACAGCAGUAAGGUUGCCCAUUACCAACAGUAUAGCAGUAAGGCUGCCCAUUACCAUCAGUACAGCAGUAAGGUUGUCCAUUACCAACAGUACUGCAGUAAGGUUGUCCAUUACCAACAGUACUGCAGUAAGGUUGCCCAUUACCAACAGUACUGCAGUAAGGUUGCCCAUUACCAACAGUACUGCAGUAAGGUUGCCCAUUACCAACAGUACUGCAGUAAGGUUGCCCAUUACCAACAGUACAGCAGUAAGGUUUCCCAUUACCAACAGUAUAGCAGUAAGGUUCCCCAUUACCAACAGUAUAGCAGUAAGGUUGCCCAUUAUCAACAGUACAGCAGUAAGGUUGCCUAUUACCAACAGUACUGCAGUAAGGUUGCCCAUUACCAACAGUACUGCAGUAAGGAAAUCAGUCAAUUGAAAAAAAAUAAUUGGGCCCUAAUCUAUGGAUUUCACAUGACUGGGCAGGGAUGCAGCCAUUGGACGGCAUAGGCCGUCAGCCAAUCAGAUAAAGUUUUCCCACAAUAGGGUGUUAUCACGUCCGUCCCCCUUCCCACACGGGAAGAAGCCGAAUGUGGAGGUCCUGGCAUGGUUAAACGUGAUCUGCGAUUGUGAGUCCGGUUGGACGUGCUGCCUAAUUCACAAAAAACGACGUUGGAGGCCAUCUUAUGGGGAAAUAAAUAUACAAUUCUCCGGCAACAGCUGUGGUGGACGUUCCUUCAGGCAGCAGGCCAUUUGCACUGUCUCUCAAAACUUGAGACAUCUAUGGCAUUGUGUUGUGUGACAAAACUUCACAUUUUAGAGUGGCCUUUUAAUGUCUCUAGCACAAGGUGCACCUGUGUAAAUAGAUCCCUAUUCCCUAUAUAGUGCACUACUUUAGACCAGAGCCCUAUUCCCUAUAUAGUACACUACUUUAGACCAGAGCUCUAUUCCCUAUAUAGUGCACUACUUUAGACCAGGACCCUAUUCCCUAUAUAGUGCACUACUUUAGACCAGAGCCCUAUUCCCUAUAUAGUGCACUACUUUAGACCAGAGCCCUAUUCCCUAUAUAGUGCACUACUUUAGACCAGAGCCCUAUUCCCUAUAUAGUGCACUACUUUAGACCAGGACCCUAUUCCUUAUAUAGUGCACUACUUUAGACCAGAGCCCUAUUCCCUAUAUAGUGCACUACUUUAGACCAGAGCCCUAUUCCCUAUAUAGUGCACUACUUUAGACCAGAGCCCUAUUCCCUAUAUAGUGCACUACUUUAGACCAGAGCCCUAUUCCCUAUAUAGUGCACUACUUUAGACCAGGACCCUAUUCACUAUAUAGUACACUACUUUAGACCAGUGCCCUAUUCCCUAUGCCCCAUUCCCUUUUAUAAAGUAGUGCACUAUAUAAAGGAAAUAGGGAGUACUUUAGGACACAGCCCAUAUUGCACUAGUCACUAUAGAUACUGUAGAACACUCCAUAUUGAUCCCAGAGUACUUCACUUCACGACAGCUAUAUUAGUAAUUGAUUCGUUUAAAUUAGAAUGAGUAAAAUCAUAAAAAUGAUUUAGUAUUUUGAAGCAUCACUAUCAAUGUACUAUUUAUGGAAAUAAACUAUGGCUUGUUUACAGGGCUGGGGGUCAAGGGUCAAAUCCAGUUUAAACUAUGGAAGUAAGAUCUCACAGAACAUUUCUAGAAUAUCGUGACAACUAAUUGACUGUUGGAAUUGACCCUAACUUUUUUUUAAUGGGAUUUGUAGUCAUUGUGUUGUCCUGGGAUUUGUAGUCAUUGUGUUGUCCUGGGAUUUGUAGUCAUUGUUGUCCUGGGAGUCAUUCUAUACAAGUGGCUUUAUGUAUUGAACCAAAUACUGUAUCUAUCUGUAAUCCCAAUCUUUGAAAUUCAUCUUUACAACGUUAAUUACAUUUAAAAGCAAUGUUCUAAACUGUUUUUUUUUUGGCCGGAGACUGCAUGGUAAAUGCUGUAUAUACCGGCUCAAUAUCAAAUUACCUUUAAAAAACAAUUUGAAAUCUGUAACGCUUCAGCAACACCUGUUUGAAUAGAGCUCAAGUCUCACAAGAGGCCUGUGAAGUAGUUAUUUGUUGGGUGUGUUUGAAACCAAAUAAUUUAGUAAUGUAUUUGUUUGUUUGUUUGCAGAGGGCUGAGAUGGUUCUCGUCUGACAAGAACCCAUUCCUACAAUUGUACACAAUGUCAACCUAAUGGUCUGAUUCCCCCACUAACGUCAACUUCUGCUCCAAGAACAAUAGGAUUAUAAUUAUAGAAUAAAAUAAAAAAUUGUUGUUGUAUUAAAGUAUUGUAUACCAAGUGUCUUUUCAAGCUUUGCACACUGAGCUUUUACAAAAAAAAUACUUAAAUUUGAACGAAAAACUGCUGUAUUCAUGUGUACACGCUAGAGAUGUUUUUAGAGGAAUAAUUGAUAUCCUUGAUAGAUGAGCUGUAUUGUGUAUUAGAACCAAUUAAUAAAUAAAUAAAAUGUC